This is a messenger RNA of Schistocerca piceifrons (Central American locust), 492 nucleotides long. Its product is annotated as odorant receptor Or2-like. Lineage: Eukaryota; Metazoa; Arthropoda; Insecta; Orthoptera; Acrididae. The record is from RefSeq and is a predicted model, not a curated record. Gene Ontology annotation, cellular component: plasma membrane. The transcript is spliced from 3 exons. Gene Ontology annotation, molecular function: olfactory receptor activity; odorant binding. Gene Ontology annotation, biological process: detection of chemical stimulus involved in sensory perception of smell; sensory perception of smell. Bases 1 to 492 code for a protein of 163 amino acids.
AUGGUGGUUGUACCGACGACGCUGUGGCUUCUGGACCCGCUGGUGGGCGCCGGCUCUUCCGCGCGGCGCCUCCCGAUGCCCAUGUGGGUACCGGCGGGCCUGCGCUCCUCACCGGGUCACCAGAUCCUCUACGCCUUCCAGGCUCUCGCCAUGAUCACCGUGGUCGAAGCGUCGCUCUACCUCGACGUCUGCUUUGUCGUUCUCAUGCUCAGCGUCUCCGCAGAGCUGCACGUGCUCAAUGACGCCGUUGCCUCCAUCAACGCUCCAGCAGUUCUGGGUGAGCAGCUGACUGCGUCGGCCUUUAGUGGGGACUGGCCUGCAGGCGACGCGCGCAUGCGCAAAGCACUCCUCGUGCUGAUGCUUCGCUCGUCCAGGCCACUGAAGCUCACCGUGGGCAAGCUGUACGUGCUCUCCAGGCACACGUUUCUCCAGAUACUGAAUGGAUCGUAUACGCUGUUCAACAUGCUGUACCAGGUGCAGACGAAAAAGUGA